GGGCGGUGUUUUCGACGUAUUGGGCUACGGUUAAAACUGGUUAUACGGUUGUAUCUUUGAAAUCCCAAAAUGACAUAUGAUAUCUCCGUUCCUGAUGCUUAUAGAUACAGAGUUAUUUUCGACCAGCUGCAACCGACCUACGGGAAAUUAUCUGGUGAAAAAAUUAGAGAGGUGUUUUUAAAAUCUCAACUGCCAGUAGAAACUCUUGGAAAAAUAUGGGAUCUUUCGGAUAUCGAUAACGAUGGUUGUCUAGAUCAGAGUGAAUUCAUUAUUGCUAUGCAUCUUGUUCAUCGUUCACUUAAUGGAGAAAGCUUACCAGACAAACUUCCUCAAAGUUUAAUUCCGCCGGAUAAAGAAGGUUACUUUUCGAACACGACUACUACUACUACUACCUCCAAUCAUCCUGCGCUCUGUUCACCAGCUAUGACCACCAGUGAAUCGGAUUUUAGUCUGGCUCUAGUUCCUAUUCAGUCUACCACCGCAACAUCUGAAUUAUUAAGUCCAAAGAUGGGAAAUGUUAGAGAUUCAUCUGCACUUGCAUUAGUGGCUUUUUCAACCGGUGUGGAUACAUUUACUACACAAUCAACGCACACAAUCCCGAGUGUUUGGUCUCUGUCUAGUCAUCAUCAUCAGCCUUACCUUCAGUCUUAUAUUUUUCCUGAAUGGGCUAUCUCAUCAGAAGAGCAUGCCAAGAAUUCAAGAGUAUUUGCUGCAAUCGAUCUGGAUGCUGAUGGAUUAGUUUCUGGGCCGGAAGUGAGAGACAUUCUAAUGCGAUCUGGACUACCUCAGGAUAUUUUAGCUCAAAUAUGGGAACUGGUUGACAUACAGAAUACAGGUCUCCUAAACAGCGAACAAUUUACAGUUGCUAUGCAUUUGGCAACAGAACAGUUAUCUGGAGGUUUAUCAGCACGUUCACUGCCAACUGUACUUCCACCCUCUCUAAUCCCGCCAAGUUUACGACCUACUCCUCCUGAUCCAUCGAUCUUUGAAGAAUCAAAUAAAUUGAUUGCUGAAAUAGAAGCUUUAAAUCGAGAGAAAUCUGCUGUAGAAUCAGCUUAUGCAUCACUGGCUAACGAUUCUCAGCGCCGAGCAUCGGAGGCUACUGCGAAACAACGUACAAUUGAUACAUUGAAUCAUACAUCACGUUAUCUAGCUAAUCAACGUAUUGAAGCUGAACGUCGCCUGGCUGAUUAUCAUCGUGGUAAAGAAUCAUUGGAAGGUGUACUCAGUGAAAUUAAAAAUCAUGUGAUGAAUGAACGUCAAAAAGUUGAAGAAAUGCGCAUGAAAAUCAACUCUCAACAAGCUUCAACGAAAAGUCAAAAAGAAGAAAUUGCCUGUUUACGAAAUGAACUCAACGAGCUGAUAAGAGAAGAGGCGAUGUUACAAGAUAAAAUUGCUGAAAAUCAACGUCGUUUAGAACAGAUUGAAAAAGAAAAUCGACUGGCUCAAUCACGUGUAGAUCAAGCUAAUAUGAAACUAGGCGCCUUAGAAUCUACACGGAGUCAACUGUUAGAAGUUCUUGAACAGUACAAUGGUUUGUUGAACGGUGAUGAAAAUGCAAAGGAACCAGAUGAAGCAAGAGUUAAAUCCUUGCUUUCAGAUGAAAGUCCAGAAGGUAGCCUGCGAAGUAUCGAUACUGGGCUAGGCGGUAUCACUUGGUCGAACAGUUUUGGACCUAUAACCACCACCUCUACUACAUUUGGUCAGUCAACAUUAUCAGCAUUUGACACAUCACGAGCGAUGAACACGGGUGCUCAAUCCGUACCACUGCCUGUGAUGCUGACCAACCCUUUGCCACGCGGUGGUGAUUGGAAGACAAGUGAUGAGAAGGGUCGUUUAAAUUCUUCACUUGGUUUUCCAUUCCCGUCGGAUCCUUUUGAUACUAUUGCUGGUGAUCCUUUCAAAGUUCCUUCAAAAGGCAAUGACUUUCAUAAAGUGUCUGCUGAUGAUCCAUUUAGUAGUCUACCGAUUACUAAUGAUCCAUUCGAAGAUUCCGAUCCAUUUGGUCUAGAUCCUUUCGGUUUGCCAUAUUUGUCGAUGGAUAAAAGUAAAAAGUCUACAGCGAAUGCUGCUGCAUCUGCAUUUGAUCCCUUCAAACCAGAUACAAUAUGCCCUACAACGCUGCCGGGAAAUUCUUUACUUGGUGCAGAUUUUGAUGCUGUUUUUGGGCCUUCUAACAGCGGUGGAAUUUCAAAUAUGACAGAUCCAUUCGGUAGUGAUCCAUUUGCUGCUCCUCCUGUGACGUCAUCAUUAUUUAUGGGUAGUAGUACAGACAUGACCAGUGGCAAUAGGGAGGUGAAGAACAAUAAUAAUAGAGCAAAUUUCGGGAGAAAAUCUCCACCUCCACGACCUAAAACCCAGCCAACUCCUGGUAAAUCUCGAGCUUUCAAGAUGUCUGAAUGAAUAUUUUUGCAAUAAAAAUUAAGUAGUAUCAAAGGGAAAUCUGAGACACGAAGUGAGACGUAAAAGAGAAAACAAACUAUUAGCUAUGGGGCUCACUGUUUGAUGUUGAUCAUGUGUGGUAUGUUUGAAGGUGGAGUUUUAUCCGUACAGUGGUAUUUACUCUCUCCAAUGGUUGGCUGAAAGAUAAAUCGGGAUGUAUGGACUCCUGGUUCCAUCUUUUCUAGCCCCAUCCUGCAAAGAGACUGAAGGUGAGAGAUUGCAUGCUGAUUUCCCUAAACAAACAAUUCUGUACUGCAAAUGUGUUGUUGUUUGUUUUGUUUUUUUGCAGUCAAUGGAGUGCACUUCAAGUUUCGCAGAUAUUCGUUCUGCUGCCGGUGGCUGUGAUGAAGGUGAUGCUGCUAACGAUGAUUUAGGCAAUUAUUAUUAUUCAUCAUCAGCAACCACAGGCAACUCCAUACGAACUCGUAAACGCUUAACAACAACAGCAAGUACACCUGGUAAUUCAAUUCCUCCGCCAACCAAAUCGUUGUCAGCGUUCAGUCUGAUGAAACCGAAAUCCUCAAGCAAGACAAAAAAAGACCUACAAAAUCACCACUCCGCAUCAUCAACAGCAUCACCCUCGGCGAAUAGAAAAAAUAUUUCAAAGUCUAGUGAUGUGAUUAUCUUGUCAGAUGAGGCUAGACUUUCAUGGGCUAUUAUGGAAAGCCAACGUCUUGCACAGAUUGAAGAAGAAGCUCGUCGACAAGAAGAGGCUGACCUGGAACUUGCACUUCGAUUAAGUCAGUUGGACUCAUCUGGUCGACAUUGAUCAAAGAAAAAGUCAAAAGGAAGUAUCUAGUAUCUAUUGUUACUCUUUCCAAUUUUAACUAACUUAUUCUCUUUAUCACAUCAUCUAGGCAUUCACUAUUAAGCCAUCUUAUAUACAAUCUUGAGAUCGACAUUUUGUUUUUCCUAAUUAUUCACUAUCGUUCAGAUGAUCGUAAUCAGUUGGACGGUUGGUUGUAAUCGUUGUUCAUUUUGUGCGUGUGUGUGUGUGAAUUUCAGUAUUUUUUAAUUUUCGUUUCUUAUUGUUUGUUUCUUAUGUAAUCAAGGUUUCUCGUUAAUUCCUGUUCCCACUAACAAGUUGUGUACAUCAGUAUGACUGAAGUUGUAUUUGUGAUCUGUUGUAUUAUAGUGGGGUUGUGUAUUCACACAACAGAGUUUGGUGAUAUGUUUGUCUGUCGUCUACCGUGUUUCUCUACUUUUUUUUAAUUUCUAAUAUCCUCAUCGAAGUGAUUUUUAAUAUUAUUAGUCAUAUAAAUCAUAAUAUGAAUGAUAUAUACAUGC
Messenger RNA from Trichobilharzia szidati, 3729 nucleotides. The record is from the annotation of a GenBank genome assembly. NCBI's taxonomy places the organism in Eukaryota, Metazoa, Platyhelminthes, Trematoda, Strigeidida, Schistosomatidae.